UAAUCAACCAUAGAUAGUGAUGUCAUACAAAUUUAAUUGAACCAAACAAGAGAAAGCCAGUCCAUUUCUUAUUCGAACAUUAUUAAAGGGAGCUGGCAACAAUAUCGUUAGCACAAAGCUUCAUCGCCAUCAUCACCAAUAAGCAACAAACCCAACUCACAAACCACCAGAGAGGAGAGGACUGGACUGGACUGGACCCAAGCACCAAACCGGCCGCCUUCCUCUCAUUCCCCAAUCGCCCCGCCUCUCGUCGGAGCUCCGAACCCUAAACAACACCCUUCACCGGCCGCGGCUCCCAGGCGGCCGGGGGUGAUGGACGACGUCAGCGGCGGUGCACCGGGCAGUGCGUGCCCCAAGAACAAGAAGCCCCGGCACUUGUCCCGAUCGCUGACCUACCACCACCACCACCCGUACCAGGGGCGCCACCUGCCGCCUCCACCGUCCCCGGCGCCCACCCCGCCGCAGCGCCCGCAGUCGGUGGUCCUCUACACGACGUCGCUCCGCGGCGUGCGCCGCACGUUUGCGGACUGCUGCGCGGUGCGCGCCGCGCUGCGGGGGCUCCGCGUCGCCGUGGACGAGCGCGACGUCUCCAUGGACGCCGCGCUCCGGCGGGAGCUCCAGGGGGUCCUCGCCGCCCGGGGCCGCGGGUUCUCGCUCCCGCAGCUCCUGGUCGGGGGCGUGCUCGUCGGCGGCGCCGACGAGGUCCGCCGGCUGCACGAGUCCGGCGAGCUCCGCCGCAUCCUCGAGGGCGCACCCGGGCAGGACCCCGCCUUCGUCUGCGGUGCCUGCGGUGGGUUCCGGUUCGCGCCCUGCCCCGCCUGCGACGGCUCGCGCAAGGUGUUCGUGGAGGAAGAGGGGCGACCCCGCCGCUGCAUAGAGUGCAAUGAGAACGGCUUGGUACGCUGCCCCAAUUGCUGUUCUUGAUAGCUUGUUUGGCAUAUACACUUUUCAUGCUAAAUUGUUAAUAGUAGUAUAUACAAGAACUUAAGGAUUGCUUGAUUAGAGGUAGUGGAGAGAGGGAAGGAGCCUUCCAUGUGUUCUUGGGCUCCUGUAUAUUGUGCACACAGUUGGAGAAUGGGGUAUAUAUUGGGUAUGCCAUCAGUGUUUUGAAAGAAUAGUGAAUGGGUUCUUGGCCUUGAAGUUGUCACAUCUGGAGUACUAUUGAUAGUGCCUGGCGGUUAAGGUGCCAUCUCAUAGUACUUCAUGUAUACAAAUGUGUAUUGAUAAACCUUCAUGUCAUGGAAGAAGGCCCAAAGCCAAAGGGUUAGAGAUUUAGAGGUUGUACUACACAGAGGCAACAAAAGAUGGAGCCUUCCUCGAUUCUAGCCUGUUGUAUGUUGUAAAUCUUGUGAUCUGGCCCUAUAGUUGUGAAAUCUGCAGGGAGACACUCACAAUAUGGCUUCUCAUGUAUAUUUGUGCUUGUAUUAAAAAAUGUAUAUUGUACAUUCAUAACCGGCGUGGGUUUGAUCAAUAUAAGUAAUGGAGAUUGUGUGCUAAA
Messenger RNA from Sorghum bicolor (sorghum), 1498 nucleotides. RefSeq lists its product as uncharacterized. The coding region runs from base 313 to 924 and encodes 203 amino acids. The transcript has a single exon. NCBI's taxonomy places the organism in Eukaryota, Viridiplantae, Streptophyta, Magnoliopsida, Poales, Poaceae. The record is from RefSeq and is a predicted model, not a curated record.